AUGUGCGUUAUAGAUAAUCGAGCUUGUCCAAAUGCUUUCUGCCCACCCGGACUCGUAUGCAUCAAUGGAAGAUGUUUGCCAAGUCCAUUGCUAACAACACCCCUCCCACCAUCCAUCAUUACACCGCCAGCGACAACUCAACCAAAUCAACCAAAGCAGCCAAUGGCUCCAAUGACAAACAGAACGAUGACAAUGGCUCCAAUGAUUCGAAUGACAACAACAGGAUUUCUGAUUUGUCCAGAUGGCCGAUACGUUUAUAAUUUGCAAGCAGCACAAAAAGCCAUUCACCUCAAAAAUAUUGUCGUCAAUUCGCCGAACAAUGCGACUAUAGAAGGGCAAAAAUUUUUAAAAGCUUUAGAUGAACAUAUUUGUAAAAAAAAAUGA
Messenger RNA from Dracunculus medinensis (Guinea worm), 384 nucleotides. The record is from the annotation of a GenBank genome assembly. NCBI's taxonomy places the organism in Eukaryota, Metazoa, Nematoda, Chromadorea, Rhabditida, Dracunculidae.